AUGUCAUCAAUUCCAUCAAUUAUCCAAUCUAAAAGACCUUCAAAGUCCCCAGAAACUGAUUAUUCAACAUUAUCAAACUAUAAAAAUUUUCAAGUUAAAAACUCAAACUUAGAUAUUGAAUUGUUAUUUAAUGAGCAAAGAAUUAUUGGUACUGUUAAAUAUAAACUAUUAUCAUUAACCUCAGCUUCCAAGAUCAUUCUUGAUUCAAGUUUUAUUAAGGUUAAUUCAAUUAAAGUUGAUUCAAAUGAAGCAACUUUCAAAAUUAAUCCAAGAUCAGAACCAUUAGGUUCAUCUUUAGAAAUUGAUCAUGAAUACUCUUCCAAUAGUUCGUUUGAAUUAAGUGUUGAUUUCGAAACAACUAAACAAUCUACUGCAUUACAAUGGUUGAAAACUGACCCAUCAACAAAAGAAUCUUCAGAUUAUGUCUUUACUCAAUUAGAACCUAUUCAUGCACGUUCAUUAUUCCCAUGUUUUGAUACACCAUCUGUUAAAUCCACUUUCAACACAACAAUUAAAUCAUCACAUCCAGUUGUGUUUUCCGGUUUACCAAUUUCAUCAAAUGAUUCAAACAUUUAUAAAUUUGAACAAAAAAUCCCAAUCCCAUCAUACUUAGUUGCAAUUGCUUCAGGAAACAUCGUUAGUGCUAAAGGUGGACCAAGAUCCACUAUCUAUGCCGAACCAUUCCGCUUGAAAGAUUCAGUUGAUGAAUUUUCUGAAGAUUUAGAAAAAUUUAUCAAAAUUGCUGAAAAAAUUGUUACACCAUACAUUUGGACAACAUAUGAUAUUUUAAUCAAUCCAUCAUCAUUCCCAUAUGGAGGGAUGGAGAAUCCAAACAUUACAUUUGUUACACCAACUUUAAUCUCUUAUGAUAAAUCCCAAGUUGAUGUUAUUGCUCAUGAAUUGGCACACAGUUGGAGUGGUAAUAAUGUUACAAAUGCAUCAUGGGAACAUUUUUGGUUGAAUGAAGGGUGGACCGUUUAUUUGGAGAGAAGAAUCACAGGGGAAUUACAUGGUGAACAAUUUAGACAAUUUAGUUUUAUUCAAGGUUGGAAUGAUUUAAUCAAUUCAAUUGAAGCAUUACCAAAAUUUGAAUAUUCAAGAUUAGUUCAAGAUUUACAAAAGGGUAAAAUUGAUCCAGAUGAUACAUUUUCAUCAGUUCCAUAUGAGAAAGGUUCAAAUUUCAUUUAUCAUUUAGAGACUAAAUUAGGUGGAUUAGAAAAAUUUGAUCCUUUUAUUAAAUUUUAUUUUAACAAAUUUCAACAAAAAUCAAUAGAUACUUAUCAAUUUAUUGAUUCAUUAUAUGAAUUUUAUGGCAAUGAUCAAUCCCAAAUUGAUGUUUUAAAUUCAAUUGAUUGGGAAUUAUGGUUAUAUACACCAGGUUUACCACCAAAGGCUGACUUUGAUACAACUUUAGUGGAUAAUGUUUCAUCAUUAGUUUCAAAAUGGAUUUCCAAGGCAACUGAGCUUAAAACAUUGGAAGAAUUUCAAGAAUUUUUCCAAUCUGAAAAGCAAAUUUCCAUUUAUAACGAUUUUUCAUCACCACAAAAAAUUUUAUUUAUUGAUUCAUUAAUUGAAUCAUCACCAACUGAUAAAUUUUGGUUAGAAAAUUCAAUUGCAUCAGAUUCAUUAAUUUCAAUUUAUAAAGAUUUACAAACUUCCAAAAACACUGAAAUUAUCUUCCGUUGGUUUAAAUUUAAAUUGAUUAGUGGUAAGACUCAAUAUUAUAAAGAUUUAUCAAAUUGGUUAGGUACAGUUGGAAGAAUGAAAUAUGUUCGUCCAAGUUACAAAUUGUUGAAUAAAGUUGAUCAUGAAUUAGCUAUUGCCACUUUCAAGAAAUGGGAAAGUACUUAUCAUCCAAUUGCUGCUAAUUUAGUUAAAAAGGAUUUAGGAUUAGAAUAA
Messenger RNA from Hansenula anomala, 1899 nucleotides. It is a transcript of the gene LAP2, whose product is annotated as bifunctional aminopeptidase/epoxide hydrolase. The transcript has a single exon. Gene Ontology annotation, molecular function: zinc ion binding; metallopeptidase activity; aminopeptidase activity. The coding region runs from base 1 to 1899 and encodes 632 amino acids. Lineage: Eukaryota; Fungi; Ascomycota; Saccharomycetes; Phaffomycetales; Wickerhamomycetaceae. Gene Ontology annotation, cellular component: cytosol. The record is from RefSeq and is a predicted model, not a curated record. Gene Ontology annotation, biological process: proteolysis.